CUGGGAGAGGCGGAGGGGAGGCGGGCUGCGCGGGGCGAGGAAGGAUGGAGAGCGCGGCGGGGAGGCAGCCAGGAGCGGGGCUGAUGAGGGCAUGAGAAGGAAGAGGAGGCGAAGGGGAGGCAGCGCGCCUUUGGCACUCACCCCGGGCAGGGCUGGGCUGGGCUGGGCUGGGCGAUGAAAAGGUCUCCGGCACGAAGGGCGCUUCGCAGCUAGGAUGAUGCUCCGGUUCGUUGGUCGGUAGUACUAUGAUUUGGUAUGUGGCCACUUUGAUAGCAAGUGUGAUCAGCACCAGAGGACUGGCAGCAGCUCAAGGUGCCCACGGCUUAAGGGAGGAACCCGAGUUUGUGACAGCUCGUGCCGGGGAGAGUGUGAUCCUGGGGUGCGACGUGAUCCAUCCGCUGACGGGCCAGCCCCCUCCUUAUGUCGUAGAGUGGUUCAAGUUUGGAGUACCUAUCCCCAUCUUCAUCAAGUUCGGGUUUUACCCUCCCCAUGUGGACCCAGAAUAUGCCGGCCGUGCCAGCCUUCAUGACAAGGCAUCCCUGCGCAUUGAGCAGGUUCGCUCUGAGGACCAGGGCUGGUACGAGUGCAAAGUGCUCAUGCUGGAUCAGCAGUACGACACCUUCCACAAUGGCAGCUGGGUGCAUCUCACCGUCAAUGCUCCCCCCACCUUCACAGAAACUCCCCCCCAAUACGUAGAGGCGAAAGAAGGCAGCAGCAUUACCCUGACGUGCAUGGCUUUUGGGAACCCUAAACCAACUGUUACCUGGCUAAAAGAGGGGGACCUCUUGGGUAAUAAGAACAAAUAUCAGGUUAGUGAUGGCAGUCUGACUGUUGUAUCCAUCAGUAGGGAUGACCGAGGUGCUUACACCUGCCGGGCGUACAGUAUCCAGGGAGAGGCUGUGCACACCACCCGCUUGCUUGUGCAAGGACCCCCUUUCAUCGUUUCCCCUCCGGAGAACAUCACCGUUAACAUCUCCCAGGAUGCAAUGUUCACCUGCCAGGCUGAGGCAUAUCCAGGCAACCUGACCUAUACUUGGUACUGGGAAGAAGAGAAUGUCUACUUUAAGAAUGACCUAAAGCUUAGGGUGCGGAUCUUGAUUGAUGGGACACUGAUCAUCUUCCGAGUCAAGCCUGAAGAUGCCGGCAAGUACACCUGCAUUCCUAGCAACAGCCUCGGACGCUCACCAUCUGCCUCGGCUUACCUGACGGUGCAAUAUCCGGCCCGGGUGGUGAACAUGCCACCCAUCAUAUAUGUUCCUGUGGGGAUACAUGGAUACAUCCGCUGCCCAGUUGAGGCAGAACCGCCGGUUACCUUGGUCAAGUGGAACAAAGAUGGACGCCCUCUGCACAUUGAGAAGUAUUCUGGCUGGAGCCUGAUGGAAGAUGGCUCAAUUCGAAUAGAAGAGGCAACCGAAGAAGCUCUCGGCACAUACACCUGCGUGCCUUAUAAUGCCCUGGGUACAAUGGGCCAGUCCCCCCCUGCCCGACUGGUACUAAAGGACCCACCCUAUUUCACGGUGCUACCAGGCUGGGAGUACAGACAAGAGGCAGGGAGGGAGCUGUUGAUACCCUGUGCCGCUGCAGGAGACCCCUUUCCCGUCAUCGCCUGGAGAAAGGUAGGGAAGCCCAGUAGAAGCAAGCACAACACCCUUCCAAGUGGCAGCCUCCAGUUCCGAUCUCUCAGUAAGGAUGACCAUGGAGAGUGGGAAUGCGUCGCUACCAACAUAGUCACAAGCAUAACUGCUAGUACCCAUCUGACCGUCAUCGGCACAAGCCCCCAUGCUCCAGGCAAUGUGCGCGUCACCGUUUCCAUGACCUCUGCCAAUGUUUCCUGGGAGCCUGGCUAUGAUGGAGGAUAUGAACAGACAUUCUCAGUUUGGAUGAAGCGGGCACAGUUUGGACCUCAUGACUGGCUCUCUCUUCCAGUACCGACUGGCCCCAGUUGGCUUCUUAUGGAUAACCUAGAACCGGAGACUGCCUAUCAGUUCAGUGUCUUGGCCCAAAACAAGCUGGGCACAAGCUCCUUCAGUGAGGUGGUCACUGUGAAUACUUUAGCAUUCCCUGUCACAACUCCAGAACCCCUGGUGCUGGUUACUCCACCGAGGUGCCUAACAGCCAACCGGACACAGCAAGGAGUCCUUUUGUCAUGGCUUCCUCCAGCCAAUCAUAGUUUUCCGAUUGACCGAUAUAUCAUGGAGUUUCGGGUAGGAGAAAGAUGGGAGAUUUUAGAUGAUGCCAUCUUGGGGAGUGACAGUGACUUUUUUGCCAAGGAUUUGACUCAGGACACAUGGUAUGAGUUCCGCGUUCUGGCUGUCAUGCAAGACCUCAUCAGUGAACCCAGCAACAUUGCUGGUGUGUCCAGCACAGACAUAUUUCCACAGCCAGACCUAACAGAUGAGGGUUUGGCCCGUCCUGUGCUGGCAGGGAUAGUUGCCACCAUAUGCUUCCUUGCGGCUGCCAUCUUGUUCAGCACUCUAGCUGCCUGCUUUGUCAACAAGCAACGCAAGCGGAAACUUAAGCGCAAAAAAGACCCGCCUCUUUCAAUAACCCACUGCAGGAAAAGUCUAGAGUCUCCGUUGUCCUCUGGCAAGGUGAGUCCUGAGAGCAUCCGAACCCUUCGGCCCCCUUCUGAAUCCUCUGAUGACCAAGGUCCACCUGGCAAGCGGAUGUUGAGCCCCAGCAAGGAGAAGGAGCUGUCCCUUUAUAAGAAGACCAAGCGGGCCAUCAGCAGCAAGAAAUACAGUGUUGCCAAGGCUGAGGCAGAAGCAGAAGCAACCACCCCCAUUGAACUCAUCAGCCGUGGGCCAGAUGGCCGUUUUGUUAUGGACCCUUCAGAGAUGGAGCCCUCACUCAAGACCCGCCGGAUAGAGGGCUUCCCCUUUGUGGAGGAGACUGACAUGUACCCCGAGUUUCGCCAGUCUGAUGAAGAAAACGAUGACCCCGUGAUGCCUGCCUCUGUGGCAGCCCUCAAGUCCCAGCUGACACCUCUUUCCUCCAGCCAGGAGUCUUACCUUCAGCCACCAGCAUACAGUCCCAGAUUCCAUCGGGGCCUGGAAGGGACGAGUGCCCUGGAGAGCCGCCUCCAAGCCACUGGCCAGGCCAGGCCUCCAGCUCCCAGGCCAUUCCACCACGGCCCAUAUUAUGGUUACCUCAGCAGCAGCAGCCCUGGAGAGAUGGACCCUCCACCUUUCUACAUGCCAGAGGUCAGCCCCCUCAGCUCUGUCAUGUCCUCCCCUCCUCUGCAUCCUGAAGGGCCCUUUGGCCACCCCACUAUCCCCGAGGAGGAUGGAGAGAAUGCUUCCAACAGCACACUGCCUCUGACCCAGACUCCAACAGGGGGCCGGUCCCCUGAACCAUGGGGCAGGGCUGAGUUCCCUUUCAGUGGCCUGGAGUCUUCACCCAUUAUGUUUCCUCACCAGCUGCACCAGUGCGAAAUGGCUGAGAGCAUGCAGCCAAAGGCCAGUCUUCCUAGGGGGCCACCACCUUCCUCCCUCCAGGUCCCUGCGUCCUACCCUGGCAUCCUGGCCCUGGAGGCACCAAAGAGUUGGACUGGCAAGUCACCGAUCAGGAGCCAACCUUCUGUGCCCACCGCCACCAAAUGGCAGGACAAACCUAUGCAACCAAUGGCGAGUCAAGGGCAGCUAAGACAUACCAGUCAAGGCAUGGGCAUACCUGUGUUGCCUUACCAUGGGCCGUCCGAGUCAGUCAGCCACAGCGGCACAAGCACAUUCGGCCUGGACACCAGGUGGUACGACCCCCAACCUAGACCUCGGCCCAGCCCUCGGCAAAUCAGGAGGGCUGAGCCCAGUUUACAUCAGGUGGUGCUACAACCUUCAAGGCUUUCCCCCCUGACCCAAAGCCCCCUCAGCUCCCGCACUAGCUCACCAGAGCUGACUGCACGGGCCAGACCACGACCAGGCCUCAUCCAGCAGGCGGAGAUGUCCGAGAUCACCCUGCAGCCUCCGGCAGCGGUCAGCUUCUCCCGCAAGUCCACUCCAUCAACAGGAUCUCCUGCCCAGAGUAGCCGGGGAGGGAGCCCCAGCUUCCGACCUGCCAUGGCCUUCACCUCUUUGGCCACUGGCUAUCCCCCCUCUCAGUGCCCUUCCCUGCCUGUGGAGCCCAUGGAUGUCUUCGGUCCAAUUCCCUCACCAAGGAGGUCUGGGGAGGAGAUUCUUAGGCCGGAGCCAACACCGACAACCAGUUCAGGAAAACGUCCAUCUCCAACCCGGAACGCUGCUGCACCUGAGAGGCUUGAAGCUCUGAAAUACCAGCGGAUAAAGAAGCCCAAAAAGUCAUCCAAGGGCUCCUCGAAAUCCAAAAAACAAAUCAAUGGUUCUGCCUCCCAGGUUCAGCAACAUCCUAACUCUCAGGUACUGUGGCCUGACGAAGCUGUCUGUCUCCGGAAGAAGAAGAGACACCCUCGUCAGGACCCCUUUGCCCGCCUCUCAGCACUGAAGGAUGACCUCUGCCACCGGCAGGUUCCUGAAGACCAGACAGCCAUUCUCAAUAGUGUGGACCAUGAUGAUUCCAGUGGGCAUGCGACCUUACUUUAGAGUAGCACCAGCCAGAGAAGGGACAAGGGGGGACAUGGGGAGGGCCAAAGGGUGCAAAGGUCUUGUUAUACAGCAGAAUGCACAGUGGAGCUUGGGGGGAGAAGCAACUGAAGCACAGGUGUGUGUGGCUAGUAUAUUUGCAGGUGUGCUCUCUUUGGGUAGCAGCAGGGGGAAUGCGCCGAGCAAGCAAUGAAUAUCACAUCCUGAUGGGCAUGGCUCUUGUGGUGUUUGUUGGAAGGAAACCCAGCCUCAUCUCUUUGACCCCUGCAAGGGGGAGCUUUACUUCUCCAUGCAACAUCUUCAGUUGCAACGCAAUCCACAAGGAUAGGAAAUAUCCUAAAUGAGAGAAUAGGAGGGAGAAAGAAAUGUUCCUGGUUUAAACCUCUUUAGCUUUGUUUGGAUCUUGUGCGGAGAAUCAGGAAACGUAAGAGCUGAUCUAAGGCAGAGAGUGAGAGAGCGAGUGAGCUUUACAGUGAUCACCUUUGUUACAAAUUUCAUGAGCCUCGGUUCUUAUCUGUGCGGUAGCUUCAGUUUUAUGCAUCCUGGAAAGGGGAUAAGAUUUUACAGCCUGGUUUCUGAAAUCAUAUGCAGACUGGGUUUUUAAAGGGAAAAAACAGAUGCAGGAUACAAUGUGUAUUUAUCUGGGUAGAAAGCACUGGGGAGGGAAAACAAGUUGCCCUAAGACAGGGAGCAGGCUGGGAUUCCACAGAAUGCAGUUAGAUAACACAUACUUCAAGCUGAGUUUUAUGAGCCAAUUAUUCAGUUUUAUUAAAGGAGUUGCAAAUAUCGUAAUGGGAAACUUACCAGCACAAAAGAAAUAGGCUUGUUUUAACUGUCACACCUUUUGAUGUCUGACUAUUCUAAGUGAAGAUACAAAUUAUAGUUUACUUUUUUAUCUGUCAAAUUAAGAUCUAGAAUUAGAGUGUGUUUCACAUUUUGCACAAUUGAAUCAACAUACGUGGAAAGCUUCUUCAAUUACACUAGCGAGGCUGGAAGUCUUCCUUUUCCAGACAAGAAAAGAAAACUGCUAUUUGUUCAAAAUGCCAGAUAUUUGCACCCUCAAUUGUAUUUUCUGGCAAACUGUAGGUUUAGAGUGGCUAAUUUUAAAAUGUUAACCAUGAUAUGCUAGUAUCUGUACUGUAGUACACAAUGAAAAAAUAGUCUUUGUACUGCAGCUCUCACUACAUCAGUGCCUCCAUUCACGUCAACUCUGCUGAAGUGAGGAGAAGUUCCUCAAACUCUCUGUGGAUGCCUGAAACUAGGCAAGGUUCUGCUGUGAUUCUUGUCACUUCUGGUCUCUGUUUUUGCUCUCCAGAUAUUAAAUUGGGCUUGCUGUACAACAGCCUCAGAAUGAAGUGGCAGCAUCCCAGGGUAGUAGAAUGCACUGUACCACUCCAAAGACAGCUUGUUGGAUCAUGUAUUUGUACAUUUAUUCAUAAAAUUAAGUACAAGUACAAAAUGAGCUCAGUGCAGGUGAGUGUCAGGCUGGAAUCUUGUUUCUCUGAUAUGCUACUUGAAAAGUUAGUAACAACUGGGGAACAUUCAAAAUUCAAAAUGGUGUCUUCUCCCACCUGCAGCAUGAAAUGGUACAGCCCAUUCUGCCACCCUGCUGUUCUCUCACUUCACUCUAUUGCAAAGACAGGAUCGGCUCUGGAUCGGCAGUGACAAGCAUGUAGCAGCCAUCCUAGAAAAGAGUUUUGGAAUGUAACUUUUUAAUCUCACAUUGCUGAGUCCAGACCUUAUUGAGUAGCGACUCCUGAAACCUCAUCCUGUAUUCUUGUUCAACAUUGUCUGCAUCUCAUGGCCCAGCUCCAUUUCUGAGUUGCUCUUUCGCCUUCUUCUUUUCAAUUCCUAAGGCUAUCCCGUCAAUCUUCUCGUGUUUUAUUUCAGUCUUGCCUCUUCUAUCCAGAUACUCUCUUUCCCCAGAGUGCUGGGCCUUGGUUUCUUUUCUGCUUAACCUAACAGUGCCUGUGCACUGUCCAAAUUCAGAUGAAAUGAUCUGUCCGUGGGUCAUGAAGUACAGCUAUGGGAGGAAUGCAGGACAUGAGGAUGGCACUGUGAAAGUAAUGUUGGGCUCUUGGAUUAUAAAAUAUCCAAACGUCAAUCUACUAACCAGGGCUGCAUUCUGUAACCUACCAAGCAAAACUCACUGAGAGCCAGUGUGCAGCAUCGUUAUGCUGGGGGAUUAAGAUCAAGGAAACCACAACUGAAUUUAGAGAUGGGCAAAUCUAUUUCCAGUCCCUGUCACAGAUGCCCGUUAUUCCAUUCCACUUUUGCAUUAAUCUACACUUUGAAGAAAGAGUGCCAACAAAAUGCACAAAAUGCAAAAUGCAUAUUUUAAUGCAUGUUUUCAUACAUUUGAAAUCUGUUGGGAAGCAAAAAUCCAAUCUGCAUUAUAGUCCAAGAGGUGCUAAUCAUGCCACAUCUUGCAAGAAUUUGCAGAGGUUGAAUUAUUCAAGAAUUCCUGAUGGAUAACCUCACUCUGCCACAAAGCUCACUGAGUGACCUUCGACCAGUCACUUUUCUCAGCCUAGAAUUUUCGUGAGAAUAAAGUGGAUGGUAGGGAGGAGGGGCAUAUUUGCAAUCCUAAAAUUCUGGCAGGAAAGGCAGGAUAAAAUGUCAUUAAUAAAUAAACCCCCCAAGAGAUCACUUAACCUCAUGUUCUUGCUGCUUGUCUGGGACUGCAGAAAUCAGGAUGCUAGUCAGAUACUCGGUAGUCCCACCGUGAAUGGUGAGGAGAAUGUGUUUGGCUUGGUGGAUCACAAGUCUCUGUGCAGACCAGUGCUAACAAAAUUAGUAGGCGAAAUUAACAAGGUGUCUAUGCAAAUAGGUGAACUGGUGCAAAGGUGCAUGUGAGUGUGUGUGGCUGAGAGCUGCUUUGGGCAUGCCUACAGUCUUGCAUACUUCUGGUUGGAUCUUUUUAUCUUUUCUGUCCAAUGGAUUUUGAACCCUUUCCCUGCUCGGUGACUAGGCAUCCCAGGACCUGCAAAAAUCAGGAAACAGAAACUCCAAAUAUCACUAAGUGUACAGAACUAUUAUGGUUCUUUGAAUCCUGGCCUGAAAUGAAAACAGGAGGAGUGUGAUCAUGAGGGAUAGCCUCAGGGUGCAACAGAGAGGUUUAAGAAUAAUUCCCAAUCCCCUGAACUGUGGUAGCGUGAAUGACUCUAGGAAGUCUCAAAUACCCGCCCAAGGCCCCAGUGGAAAUUUAUGACAAUUCAAUUGAUAUAAAAAUAAUAAGUUUGUAAUGUAGAUAUACCCUUUGUCUUUCAUCUAGGAAAUUUACAGUAACACUGGUAUGUACUUCAGUGCGAGAUUCAUGAGAAACAGGUGGAAAAGACAAAAUGGAGAGUAGAAAUACGGAUAAAUGCCACGUGAUGUAAUCUUUGAAGCCCUUGUGUUUCCAAAUCAAGACAUGGUUAGGCUGGAGUGGGUGGAAAUUGCAGACUGAACCAGUAAUGCAAGAGGAACUAGCAGUUUCUGGAAAAAAAUAGAAACCAAGCGACAAGAGCUCUAGUUUUGAGAUGGUCAAUGAAGCUCCCAGGGAGGAGAUAUUCACUUCUGCCCUGGUUAAGAAAUCAAAGUUGCCACUCAUUUCUGUUCUUAGUUUAGGAACUGCUAGUUCCCGUUGCAUUGGCAGGCCAUUCAGCUCAUGCACCAGACUUGCAGAAUUAGAAACUGCCUGCAGGCUUUUAUCCGAUUGCUGUAAUAGUCAUGAUCAGAUGCAACGUGUUAUCUUCAGUUUUGCUGAUCACAUCUGGGCUUCCUUAUCAGGUUGUGCUCUCCUGCGCAACAUCAGGCCAUCAGAUUCAAGAUGCCUGUAUGAUGCCUGUAUGAUGCACAUACCCCUGUUAGAAAGGUAGAUGUGGCCUAAUGAAGUUGAUGUGAAGUUAGGAGGGACAAGUGGAGACAUGCAGAUUUCCUGGUUCUGCUACAUGCCAGAAGUUGGCCUACUUCUUGCAUCAGUGUUUCCACCUUUAGAGCUGAAGUAAAAGUAAGCACUUUGCAAAAUACUUUCAGAGUCUAUUUUCAAAGUCUACUGAUGAAAGCUGCAAAUGCUGAGUAUUAUUAUCAUUAGUAGUAGUACUUAUAGAAUAAUAUCUUUAGGGUGAAAACAGCUACACCCCCAUCUUCUUAAGGGAUGAGAGCAAAUACUACUUCCAGGUUCUUCCCCAUUUGACAGGAUGCUUCCUGCCCAGUCCUGUGCGUGCUUCAUUUAGAGGUUCCACUGAAUUUUGUGGCACCAUCUUCCAAUAAAGUAUGCUUCGAUUCACAGCCCAAGUCCUCAGUUUGUCAGGUUUUUUGAUUAAUGUGCUCUUUAUUUUAUGACAUGUUCAGGAAAAACAGGGAGCAAAGAAAGACCUAGAAUGCUGUUUUGCAUUUGUCUGCACAGGAAGGCUUCCCAUGCUUCCCAAUAUUCUUUUGAUUCAUUUCAGAUGAAGAGGUCGGCUCAUUUUUGUCAGUUUUGUUAAGCUUACAGACAUUCUGAGCAUAGGCUGAUAUCAAGCUGGAUCAUUACCUGUCUUUCUCACACAGUAUUGUGUCCUCGGAGUGAUAGUUACUUAUUAGCCUAUUAGGUCUUGGGUAGAGCUCUUUCCUGAACCCCAACAUGUGGCAUCCUUUUAUUUUGACCUGCAAACAUCAGAUGUGGAGAGGUUUCAUGUGCUGAGAUUAGACAAAUGGGCCAUUUUCACACACGGCAAUUUAGUUGUCCUGAUGGACCUUAGUUGUACCCUCUGUUUGAAUACAUGCUCCUUUUUAAUGUGAAGUAGAAAGGAGAGAUGCAUUUGUCAUGCACGCAAGAAUUCUGGUCAACAUAGGUUUUAUAUUCACAUUAGAAAACGAUUUAGCUUACAAUGGCAACUUGCUUAAAGGUCCAUGUGUGAAAAUGCCCAUUAUCUUUUCUUUGAGAUAUGUCACCAUGCUUUAGUUUGAGGUCAUAAGACUAAUUUCCCAUGUUCCUUCCAGUUCAAAAUAUUCUGACAAAUAUACUGAGCUGAUAUUUAACUUGUUACCACUCAUUGGCACACAGCCAGUUUACAAAUAUGAUAAUUACAGAACCCUUUUAUUCUUUAAUUUUGGGGCAUAAGCACAGCUGUAAAUUAUGUCAGAGAUGCCUUUGAGGCCCUUGUUCUAAAUUCCAUAGAAAUUUAAUUGCUCAUUGUGUCUGUAAUCAGGUUUUCCUUUGGCCCUUUUCUGUUAUCCUGAGGCAAAAAAGAUCUUGAUGUCUUCCUGUAAAAGGGACAGAAGGAAAGGAUUCUUCCAAACUACUUUGGGGGCAAUUUGUAGUCACAUGAUGCAGCCACCUUGGGGAAAUCUAAGCAGGUUGGGGUCUUGUGAUUGCCUGGAUGAGACCUCCAUGUAGGGUGCUAGAACUGUACUAAACAAAAUGGAUAGUUUCCAUCUAAUUUUAAAGAGUCAUAUGACUCCUUCAAGGGAAGGCUUGGGAACUCCGGUUUUCAGUCAGCUGUUCUCUGAAUUAUAUUGCAAAUGGUUGUUUGGAGCUGAUGGGGGAUGGACGGUUAGUUGGUUCUGGUAGGGGAAGGCAGGAGAAAAGCAGUAAAAAUCCCACUGGACACAUGCAGGUCCUUUGAACCUGGACUCUGCUUUCCAAAAUUGUGCAUACUGCUCUUUGUAUUCUGAUCCUACUUUUUCAGUUUUAUAGCAGGAUCUCAGUUGUAUUUAAUCCCUCCACAAUUGGCAACCUGGGUUCCUGCAAUAUUACUUUUAGUCAUACAUUCCGCCACUAUAAACACCACCACGACUUUAGUGUGGUUGUUAUCAGACAAGACCUGGCCUGAUACCUGAUACUACUAAUAUAGUUGAUUAAUGGAGUUAGGGAAAAUUUGAGACUGAUUGACACUGGUGCUAAAGACAUUUUUAAAAAGUAGGGGGUGUUUCUUUACCUAUGUUCAUCUCUGUAAACCCGGCUCCAGGAAUAAUUCCUAUAAAAACAACUAAAUUGAAAGAAGAGUGUCUGAUUUUCAGAAAGCCUUCCCAUGUGUUCUUAUGGGUGUAGAGACAUGGGUGCUGCCAUUUUGUUCUGGAAAAGGCUCCCUCUAGGUGCAUUCAAACAUGCUCAUUUGAGUGUGUGUUUGGAAAUGUUAAAUGUUACCAUUUGCAUGACACAAUGAAAGUUGAGUUAAGGAUGCAAAACGGCCCGAUCUGUUGUACCUGCUGAGAGGAAGCUUUACUGAAUCCGAUGGGAAUUCCUCCUGGGGAAGUUGUCUAAGAUGGUGGUCUGAGUUGCAGAAGGCCAAGCUAGGCUGCUGUGCAAUUCACCAGAGGAUCACUAUGGGAAGUCUCCAAGGGUGUGCAUGUGCUGUGCGCUUAUUUCUGGUGAAAAAUAGCCUACUUACAUGCACUCCAUCACAAAUACUUCUUCCCAUAUUGUGGUCUUUUUAAAAAGACCUUUCACAAAUUCCUUCAGGAAAGUCUCCUUGGAAACUCUCUCUGAGGACUAGGAUUUCGAAUUUUUGCUAAGCUAUGCUAGAUAUUUUUCCGUUCUAUCUCCUCUUCUUGCUUAAAAACAGUUUUGUGUAUUGGAGAUAAUUGUCAAGCUUUGGGUAUUGUUGUUAACUUUUCGAUCUGUGCUAGACAAAAAUAUUUGUUUACUGUGAGGAAUUAUUUGGGGUAUUGUACUUUUGUCCCCAUUGCAAUGUUCCUUUUAUAGUAAUUCUGAAAAUAUGCUUUAUAGUCUUUUCUGAAAAUCCCAGGGGGUACAGCAAAGAUGUGUGAUGAAAAUAUGAACGAACACCGGCAGCAAGAAUGUCUUUCACUGUGGUCUAUAAAGGUUUCUGUAUCCCCCUUCCUUUUGAAAAUGUAAAUGGAAACAAAGGUAUACCACGACUUCCCCCUCAAGAAGUAUUUAUACAGUUUAUAUGUCUUACCUCACUUGUCUAGCUCAUCAAGCAAAAUGCAGGCCACCAGUCAGGCAUGGGGGACCACCAGGGGCCCAGUUGUACUCAGUGUUCCCAGCCCCACAGGCUGGGAAUGCAGAAAGAAUUUCUUUGGGACAGGAAGGAAAUUGCCAGGCACCCAGACCGCAUCCACUGGAUUUGCGAUUCCAAGCUGCAGAGGCUUGGAGUGAGGCAUUCCAUGCUGGAAUCAAUUGUAUGAAGGUGUUGUGCCAGUCCUAAUGCAGCCGUGCUGUGAUGGUGAAGGUGCUCUCCACAUCUGCGGACAUAUAGGCUGAUGCAUCACGGUGCUUCCGCAGAAAUGUGCAGGUUCUAUUUGCAGAGAGGAAGGACAACUGAUGUGGGAAGGAAUGUUUUGUAUCGUAUUAUCAUUUGACCAUGCAAAGGCGAUCUAUCAAUGAAAGGGACAAAAGGUUUAUGGAGCAGCUUUUGACCUUUUUGGCCUCCUCCGUUUCUGUAGUAGGAGCCAUGUGCGCUGUGGGGUGUGUUGGAGCACCUUUUAAGGCUUGCAAAGGAUUCGUAACAGACACUUGUCUGGCAUGUUGCAAGGCAAGGCAUGUAGGGUUGAAUGAGCCAUCAGUCCGGGAAAAUUGCUUGCCCUAACUGAGCUUCUUGUCUCAAUGCGUGCUGGCAGAUUGUAUUAUCAUACGAUCAUGAAAACUCUGCAAAGUACACAGAUAACAUGGCCAAGCCUGCCAAAAUGGUCGUUGGCCCCGCUCUGGAUCAGAGAGUGCCCCCAUGGAAUACAGAUGUUCUGCAUCUGUUCAGUAAUGUUUGGCAAAUUGUCUCUCAGGGACAUGUGUACAAGUCUGUGUGCAUUGACUAUAUCAAAAAGCAUCUCUGGGAGCUGAAGUUUGGACUGAGUUAGUGAGGAAUAUCGUCAAGUGUUGCCACAUUAUACCCCUUCCUGAUUUGUACAUGGCUCACCUGCUUGCCCAUUUCUUUGCUGUUGCCAGUCUCUGGCACUGCAAUGGACCUGCAGAGUCCGUUUGGUGGAGUGAGAGAUCUGGGGGCAACAACGGCAAGGGCAGCAACUAAAGCAAACUGCUUUUGGGGUGUGUUUGUGUGUGUGAGGAGGGGUAGCUGAUAGGUGACUGAAAAUAUUUCUGGGGGAAGGCUCACCUUUCUGCCCAUACUCUGAAGCUUGUAAUCAAUUCCAGACUUAACAGCAAAUUCAAACCACAUUGAUCCAGGCAUGCUACAAAGGAGGACAUUAUGCACCAAUUAAUUCCCACAAAAAAGCCAACCAAAAAGUCAGCAGCAUCACUGGUUUUAACAUCGAUUUUAUUUACUGAGCAAUUUAAUUCAUGACCGGCCCUGUGUCUCUGCUGGUGAAAUGAGGCAGCGCUGAUCACCCAUGAACUUCACAGAGACAGUUUCACUGUAGCACUCCUGGAAAAAGAAAUGCAAAUACUCACAAGUCUCGUAUUGAUGCGGCAUGCAAGAUCCCGUUCUCUCCUCUGCUUCCUCCCAUCCUUGUAAACAUUAGGGGCGAACAGGGCCAGAAAGAUACUUUCUUGCUAUAACAUUAAUUGGCGAACUGAUGGGGAAGGGGUAGGUGUCAGUCGUCCCUUUAUCCCAGGUUCCUUCUCCAACAUCUGCAGGUUUAGAUAAGGAACUCUCUUGUAUGCAAGUAUGGGGUGCUAUCUCAUAGCCACUGGGCAAUGUUUUCAAUGUUGCACCUUAGGAAAUUCCAGUGAAGUCAAUGGAAUUUAUUCUUGAUUCAGAAAGCUUGACGGGGGGCACUUUCCUCUGUUCUGGAUCUACAUUGCUUUGGUGCCACCAUGAUAGAGUGAUCAUGGAGGUAGGGUGAACAGCAGCACGGGUUCAGUGGUUCCUUCCUGCACAAAAGUUGCCCAGCACUUUCUGGGGAAAGUGUUGCCUGUGAACCAGUGUGCAAUCUGAGAGGUGCACAACAUUGCCAGGGAUCCGGAGUUCACACCCAUUGGAUUGUUUGGGACAGUUGCUUGGCUUGGUAGUGCAUUUGGAGCCCUUGCCCUGCUUGAAGACCUCUGGGAGCCCCCAGUCUCAUGAUUGGCUUUCUUUUGUUUUAUUAGAUCUCUGUCACUCAGUCCUGUAUGCAAGUUUUAGUCAAAUACUGACUUUCCCCAGUAGUCUGAGCUGCUUUGGAACAUUAAUCUAAUUCCAGAGGUAGGAAUUACAAAAAUCAAAGACCAAAAAAAAAAAAAGAAAAGAAAAGAAAAGAAAAGAAAAGAAAGAAAAAGGAAAUUGGCCAAUGUAUAUGUGCCUUUUGCUAGCAACGCUGCCACCAUGAGACCUAAAAAGAAGUCUUUUUGCCUCUUUUGGUGCUAAGAAUAUUACUAAUGCAAAGAGGAUCAUGUUGCAACUCACCUCAUAUGGCAGCACAGAUCAAAAGCUGUUUAGCGCCUCGAGGCAGAGUAAGGUGGGAUUGAUUGCUCCCUACCACCAUCACCCAAGCUCCCUGCUGGUUUAGAGUUUCUGUAACCCUGUAUCCUGUAUAAGAGGGCUGAUUUACAUGUCCCAAAGCCCACAAACAGGACUCAAAGGCCCGACUUAUCCCCACAGUUCACCCCUAAUCUAGAUCUCACUGUUCUGGCCAAGAGCAGUGGACAGUUCUGUCUUCCAGGAAUUAGUCCUAAAAUUAAAAGCACCUAAAGUAAGUGGCCAUUGCUGUAUCUUCUGGAGCACCCAGCUCUGUAGUAAAGACAUAGUCUGUUGACCCUAAGUCAAAAUUAGAAGUUAGGUGAUUGACAUUGCGCCCUUUUGUUUUAGUGGGCUGUGCUUGGGCAGUUGUCCAGCCAUCCUGAUUCCCUGAAGAGUGUGCUUAAGACACUGGGACAUAGCAUUUCCUUGUACCUAAUUUAGGCGUGUACCUUGUACCAAACCAUAACCUGGCGAUAUGAUCCUUCAUGUGUGUGUGUGUAUGUAUGUGUUUUUAAAGAAAAAAAGGAAUGUAUAUAAGAACUAUAUAGAUAUAUACAGAGUAAAUAUAGAAGAAGAAGUUAGAUGUAUUUGCAGGAAACUGAUAUAUUUGCAUGUAAAAAGGAGGUUUGGCACUUUUAGGGUGGAUGUUAAAGGUACGGGGUGGGGAGGGAGGAGGCAGUGUGUGGAUGGGAACCUGAGGGUGGGGUGAUAGCAAAAAUGCUCUCAGGGUGAGAGGUGGGGAAGAGAUGUUGUGAUAAUGUCCUUUUUUUUCUUUCUGCAUUUCAAGGUUGCAGACUUCUGUGCACAGUCUGGUAAGAAAAACAAAUCUUAAUAAUAGAUUUUUCUGAAUUACAGAAUAAAAAUUCAUCCAUCCAUCUGUCCAAUAAUCCUGCUCCUAAACAGCAAUGCUGAAAAUUGGUACAGGUAGAUGGUGGGGGAUAAACUGUUUAGAUGGCCAUGUAUUUAGAAGUCCACCAUGGCCUGCUCUAGAGAUUUAGAAGAAGACACGACCCCAGAGAGGUCUAAAGCUCAUUCCACUAGACUAGGAAGAGCAGCAGAGUUUUCAGCAAGUUGGAGGUGACAGGAGAGACAGUGAGUAGACAUCCUCACCCCAUUGUCUUCUCCGUAGGAUUCUGGAAAGCUUCAAAGGUUUGCAAAGCUUGUGUCACUAGAGGUAACGGAGGAACAAAGGAAACCAUGUGCUCCCUGCAUGGAGAUGACCCCUUCAUUCGUGUCAUUGGUUGUGCAAAACACCUCUGAGUGGUUUUGUAGGUCUUAUUUAAACUGUUCUGGCUUCUCUCAAAAUUCCUCCUCUUUUAACUUGAAACUUUUUCUGAGGGAGCUACUAACUUUUAUUUUGCUUUAUUUUUUUUGAAAUGGUGACCUAUCUCCUGCAUUGUCUGCCUCCAGGAUCCACAAAUAUUUAAAAAUACCAUUACUGGACAUAUGGACAACACCUCAGGAUUCUAAAAAUUCCCACAGGUGUUUAUCAACCCGAACUAUAUCAACUCACUUAGUGCCUUUUAACUUUUGUUAGUGGUAGGAGGCUGUAACUGAAGAGCAUAAACGAGCAUUUAGAGGGCCAGUAUCUGAUAGCAGCAAAGGAGAACCUCAGUGGAGUCAUCAGUCUUGAUCUGUCUGAGAAUCAAGCCUGGGAAAAUCAGGCUUGAAUCUUGAGCUGAGUGACCACAGCUUUCUCUUCAAGGUUUCACUGCUCGUUUCCACAGACCAGUUAGGCAUUAGACUGUUAACAUGCAUCUUCUUUCUUAGCACUGUAAGACUGAUUACACAAUUGCUGCUGAGGAAAAGGUGCCGCCUUCCACAUGUACACAGCUGUUGUGAGCUUUGUGUGGAAAGUCACUGUUCUGCUCUCAUAGAAACUUUUGCCCCUGAAUGGUGCUGAUAAUGAGUUGAAACACUCUCCUUUCCCAAGCUGAUCAUACCAAGUUGAUCUACUUUCAACUUUGCUUUCUAGAGGAUAACCAUUUCCAAUGUUUAUCUGACAAGUAGAGUAGUUAUUAUGUAUUAUGGCACGAGAAACGAAAAGAGGGAAGGGAUGCACACAAUAUCUGGAUAUCUGGAAUGGUAAGGCUUUCCUUUCAUGUGACAUUUUGUUCAGAAGUUAAAGCAAACAGGUGGGAAAGUCCGCUGUAUAACCUGCCCUUUAAAGACCUACGUUUUAGUCCAAGCGGUCCCAAGUGAAAUUAGUCCAAUGCAUUGAAAAUCACCUGGUGUUGCUUCCUGCAGAGGAAGUGGGCAAGGAUGCCUCUUACUGAAUUAUGCAUUAAACUGAAGAUAAGAGCUGCAAUUCCGUUGGUGGUUUAAAUGGAGCUAAGUUGAUUUCUGAGAUGGAAUGAAUAGGAGUGGCUGGUUUGAAA
Molecule: messenger RNA, 16251 nt
Organism: Varanus komodoensis (Komodo dragon)
Lineage: Eukaryota; Metazoa; Chordata; Lepidosauria; Squamata; Varanidae
Gene: IGSF9B
Product: immunoglobulin superfamily member 9B
Exons: 20
Coding region: 246-4553 (1435 amino acids)
Biological process (GO): cell-cell adhesion
Molecular function (GO): protein binding
Source: RefSeq, a predicted model, not a curated record